This is a messenger RNA of Hordeum vulgare subsp. vulgare (domesticated barley), 616 nucleotides long. RefSeq names its product photosystem I reaction center subunit psaK, chloroplastic. Gene Ontology annotation, cellular component: photosystem I; membrane. Gene Ontology annotation, biological process: photosynthesis. Bases 61 to 456 code for a protein of 131 amino acids. NCBI's taxonomy places the organism in Eukaryota, Viridiplantae, Streptophyta, Magnoliopsida, Poales, Poaceae. The record is from RefSeq and is a predicted model, not a curated record. The transcript is spliced from 2 exons.
GAACUCGUUGAGCAUUGCACCUGAGCAAUCGCAGCAUCCACAGCGCAGAAAUCCGCAGCCAUGGCUUCCCAGCUCUCCGCCAUGACCUCCGUGCCGCAGUUCCACGGCCUCAGGACCUACUCCUCGCCCAGGUCCAUGGCGACGCUGCCGUCCUUGAGGAGGAGGAGGUCCCAGGGCAUCCGCUGCGACUACAUCGGCUCCUCCACCAACCUCAUCAUGGUGACGACGACGACCCUGAUGCUCUUCGCCGGGCGGUUCGGGCUGGCGCCGUCGGCGAACAGGAAGGCGACGGCGGGGCUCAAGCUGGAGGCGCGCGAGUCCGGGCUGCAGACGGGCGACCCGGCCGGUUUCACGCUCGCCGACACGCUCGCAUGCGGCGCCGUUGGCCACAUCAUGGGCGUCGGCAUCGUGCUCGGCCUCAAGAACACCGGCGUCCUCGACCAGAUCAUCGGCUAGAAUAACCCUUCCUUUUCCCUCCAUAGCUGUUCUGCAUCCAUCGGGCGCUCCAUCUAGUGGAUCAACUAAUGCUCCCUUCGUAAUUUGAUCAUGUGAAUGUAUGUGUAUGCAUCUUUGUUUCAGCGGGACGUACCGCCGCGCCGGUGUGGCAACUGCUUCA